UCAUCUCCAGGAAGUGGUUGUAACAGUCAAUGGCGGAAACCGUAUUCGUUUGACUUGUUCAAGUCAGAGUUCGACGUCUAUGCCGAGCAUUUUAGGCGUAUUUUUCAAAAACGCCAACGCAUUUAGCCAAGUAGCAGAAACCUUGGCAACAUGGUGGGCUAUGACCCCCGGGCACAGAAGUUACCGCUUCGUGCCCAGGAGGCAGCCCUGGCGGGGUCGGCUGCUGGCAUGGUCACCCGAGCCGUCAUCAGCCCUUUGGAUGUCAUUAAAAUUCGAUUUCAGCUUCAGAUUGAGAGUGUGUCUUCUACAACCCCAGGAGGGAAGUACUGGGGAUUACUUCAGGCGGCACGUUGCAUUCGCACAGAGGAGGGCCUCGCUGCUUUUUGGAAGGGCCAUGUUCCCGCACAGUUGCUCUCCAUCUGCUAUGGAGCAGUGCAGUUUACUACUUUUGAGUUUCUGACCAAGGCAGUGCACGACACUACGCCCUUUGACAGCCAGACAUCCGGAGUGCACUUUCUGUGCGGAGGCUUGGCCGCCUGCUCUGCCACGGUGACGUGUCAGCCUCUGGACACGCUCAGGACGCGCUUUGCCGCCCAGGGAGAACCCAAGUUGUACAAGAACCUGACAGACGGUGUGCGUACAAUGUGGCGCUCGGAGGGCGUGCUGACAUUCUACCGCGGCCUCUCGCCAGUGCUCAUCGCUGUGUUUCCUUACGCCGGCAUGCAGUUCUUCUUCUACAACGUCUUCAAAAGGCUGCUGGCGCCACCUCCGUCCGCUGGCAAAUCGAGAGAAAGCCUCAGGAGUAUUGUGUGUGGCAGUGCAGCCGGAAUGAUUAGCAAAACAGUCACAUACCCGUUGGACCUGUUUAAGAAGAGACUACAAGUUGGAGGUUUUGAGGAGGCCAGAAUUCAGUUUGGACAGGUGCGACGUUACCGAGGCUUAGCAGACUGUGUGGCGCAGAUCUCCAGAGAGGAGGGCGUACGAGGCUUCUUUAAAGGCCUCUCUCCCAGCCUGCUCAAGGCGGCCCUGUCCACCGGCCUCACAUUCUUCUGCUACGAAUUGUUCCUCAAUGCGUUCCGAGACCUCAAAGACCUCAAUGGACGUGCGGCGGCAAGAUAGCUAAGGUGGGCGGGAAGUAGUCACAGCCACUUCCUGUUGAGUUUACAAAAUGGAGGUUGCAUGCUACAUGGAAAACAUUUAUUUAUUCUAUUAUGUCUUUCGGAGAAUACUCUGAUGGGUUUAUUUUGAUAUUAAACAGAACUUUGCACAUCUGAA
This is a messenger RNA of Hippocampus comes (tiger tail seahorse), 1275 nucleotides long. It is a transcript of the gene slc25a19, whose product is annotated as solute carrier family 25 member 19. NCBI's taxonomy places the organism in Eukaryota, Metazoa, Chordata, Actinopteri, Syngnathiformes, Syngnathidae. The transcript is spliced from 7 exons. The record is from RefSeq and is a predicted model, not a curated record. Gene Ontology annotation, biological process: transmembrane transport. Bases 151 to 1119 code for a protein of 322 amino acids.